UUUUAACAGCAGAUACCCGGUCAUUUAUACAACUGCACUGAAGCCAGAUCCCUAAAACCCCUGGUAAGUUCGUAAUCAGAUAUAGAAGAAGUAGAAGAAGUGACACAAGGGUUCCAUGGAGCAAAACGGUAGCGUAAGAGGUAGAAGGCAGCCGAACAUACUGGUGACAGGGACGCCCGGGACGGGCAAGACAACGACGUCGUCUGCUCUGGCAGAGGCCACUCAGCUCCGCCACAUUUGCGUCGGAGAUUUGGUGAGGGAGAAGAACCUGCACGACGGCUGGGACAACGAGUUCGAGUGUUACCUUAUCAACGAAGACCUCGUUUGCGAUGAGCUUGAGGAUUUGAUGGAAGGAGGAGGGAACCUAGUGGACUACCAUGGUUGUGAUUUCUUUCCUGAGCGAUGGUUUGAUCAAGUUGUUGUGCUUCAAACUGACAACUCGGUGUUGUACGAUCGCUUGAGUAGAAGAGGUUACACAGGGUCGAAGCUUUCAAACAAUAUUGAGUGUGAAAUCUUUCAAGUUUUGCUUCAGGAGGCAAAAGAAAGUUAUCCAGAGGACAUUGUUGUGGCAUUGAAGAGCGAUACUAUUGAAGACAUUACCAGAAAUGUUGAGAGUUUAACAGAUUGGGUGAGGAGUUGGCACCCUGCUUCCUAAUCAUUGCAACAUCAAUACAUCAUCAACUCCUCUCCGUCCUCCUGGGUUCCUUUACCAUGUAAUUGUCGUAUUUAAGGGUUUGUGUAGGUUUUUGUGUAACAAUUUUUCUUUCCUAUGGUAAAUGUCUUGGGAGUUUUUAUUUCA
This is a messenger RNA of Alnus glutinosa, 799 nucleotides long. Its product is annotated as adenylate kinase isoenzyme 6 homolog. The coding region runs from base 116 to 655 and encodes 179 amino acids. The transcript has 3 exons. The record is from RefSeq and is a predicted model, not a curated record. Gene Ontology annotation, cellular component: cytoplasm; nucleus. Gene Ontology annotation, molecular function: ATP hydrolysis activity; AMP kinase activity; ATP binding. Lineage: Eukaryota; Viridiplantae; Streptophyta; Magnoliopsida; Fagales; Betulaceae.